This is a messenger RNA of Suricata suricatta (meerkat), 4074 nucleotides long. RefSeq names its product zinc finger and BTB domain containing 43 (gene ZBTB43). The record is from RefSeq and is a predicted model, not a curated record. Gene Ontology annotation, molecular function: DNA-binding transcription factor activity, RNA polymerase II-specific; RNA polymerase II cis-regulatory region sequence-specific DNA binding; protein binding. Bases 488 to 1891 code for a protein of 467 amino acids. Lineage: Eukaryota; Metazoa; Chordata; Mammalia; Carnivora; Herpestidae. The transcript has 5 exons. Gene Ontology annotation, biological process: regulation of transcription by RNA polymerase II.
CACAGACUGAGGCGGUCGCGGCGGCGGCGGCUUGAACGGGCCUGAAGCCGGUGGCGGAAAGUGUCCCGCGGGCGGGUUAUGUGAGUGCGGAGCUCCUAGCAGAAGCCCGUGUGAUCCUCAUUUGAAGCAAAGCUGAGAAAUGGGUUCCUCUUCCUCAUUCAUCCACGCUGCUUUCUGAAGGCCAUGGCAUAAGGGGCUUUUUGCCAGGAAUACAGCUUUGUAUUAGUUCCUUACAGUGGCUGAGUUCAUUCUAGUCUUAGAAACUUGACGGAAGUUUUUCCUCCUUCCAACAUUUCCACCCUCACUUCCUCACCCCAGCUUGGCAAAUGUGGAUUGAAUCUGAGGUCUCUUAAAAGUUCUACUGCUUGGACAGACACAGGCAAAAUCAAGAGUUAACACCAGCAAGAGUAGCGGGCGGUUCCUGUUUGCGGCGGACGCACCCCUGCAAGCUUUGCUCUGAGGGGCACUGAACAAGAUUUGUGAUGAAAUGGAGCCUGGAACAAACUCUUUUCGAGUAGAAUUUCCUGAUUUUUCCAGCACCAUUCUGCAGAAACUGAACCAGCAGCGCCAGCAAGGACAGUUAUGUGAUGUCUCCAUUGUUGUCCAAGGCCACAUUUUCCGGGCACACAAAGCCGUUCUUGCUGCCAGUUCCCCCUACUUUUGUGACCAGGUGCUCCUGAAAAACAGCAGGAGGAUCGUUUUACCUGACGUGAUGAACCCAAGAGUGUUUGAGAACAUUCUCCUGUCUAGUUAUACGGGACGUCUAGUCAUGCCUGCUCCAGAAAUAGUUAGUUACCUAACAGCAGCGAGCUUCCUCCAGAUGUGGCAUGUGGUAGACAAAUGUACUGAGGUUUUAGAGGGAAACCCUACAGUCCUUUGUCAGAAGCUAAAUCAUGGCAGUGACCACCAGUCUCCUAGCAGCAGUAAUUAUAACGGCCUGGUAGAGAGCUUUGAGCUGGGCUCUGGCGGCCAUACUGAUUUCCCCAAGGCUCAAGAACUGAGGGACGGUGAGAAUGAAGAGGAGAGCACCAAAGAUGAGCUGUCGUCCCAACUCACCGAGCACGAGUACCUUCCCAGCAACUCGUCCACGGAGCACGACCGGCUGAGCACGGAGAUGGCGAGCCAGGACGGCGAGGAGGGAGCCAGCGACAGCGCCGAGUUCCACUACACCCGGCCCAUGUACAGCAAGCCCAGCAUCAUGGCUCACAAGCGCUGGGUCCACGUGAAGCCCGAGCGCUUUGACCAGGCCUGUGAGGGCCUGGGUGUGCACGCGCCCUACGAUGAGCACCAGGUCACCGAGUCCGUCAACACCAUGCAGACGGAGCACGCGGUCCAGCCUUCGGGCGUGGAGGAAGACUUCCACAUUGGGGAGAAGAAAGUAGAAGCAGAGUUUGACGAGCAGGCUGACGAAAGCAAUUAUGAUGAGCAGGUGGAUUUCUACGGCUCCUCCAUGGAAGAGUUCUCUGGAGAGAGGUCAGACGGAAAUCUCAUCGGGCACAGACAGGAGGCUGCCCUAGCGUCAGGCUACAGUGAGAAUAUUGAAAUGGUAACAGGAAUUAAAGAAGAAGCUUCCCAUUUAGGAUUCUCAGCCACCGACAAGCUGUAUCCUUGUCAGUGUGGGAAAAGUUUCACUCACAAGAGUCAGAGAGAUCGGCACAUGAGCAUGCACCUCGGUCUUCGGCCUUAUGGCUGUGGGGUCUGUGGUAAGAAAUUCAAAAUGAAGCAUCAUCUCGUGGGACACAUGAAAAUUCAUACGGGCAUAAAGCCGUAUGAGUGUAAUAUCUGUGCAAAGAGAUUUAUGUGGAGGGACAGUUUCCAUAGGCAUGUGACUUCUUGUACCAAGUCCUACGAAGCUGCAAAGGCUGAGCAGAAUACGACUGAGGCUAACUAAAAAUAGGAUCUGGCCCUUGAGUGGCAGGCACAAAAAUAAACGAUGGUAAUUAUGCAAAUCUGGGCACAGAUGAUGCGUGCUACUUGCUAUUAUGAGAGAAGCUUAAAAAAAAAGGAAGAUAUUUCUGAAAGACCAGCUCUAAGUAGGCCAAUUUAAAAAUCUUAAUUCCUCAAAUUUGUAUGUUCCUGUCCAGGCCUGGAGUGGGUGAUGGGGAUGAGUUAACCCACUUCCCAGCUGGCACGGUAAACCUUCAGGCCCGUGUGAUGGAGGGCAGGUGGACUUGGUCGUAGAGACCCCUGCACUUGGAACUGGACCCCACCCUGCCAGUUCUGUGUCCGGUGGCAGCAAGUUCUGAUAGCUCAUCACGAGGUCACCUUGGCAUUUUGUUUAGCUCUCACUAUAGAUACUUAGAUAAUGUAGAUUUGUUUUGGUAGCCGCUUCACUGAACGAAAGGCUACUUCUGUGAAAGCUAACGAAUAAUGUGAUUCCUAGGAUGCAAAAUUGAUUAACAGAGCUCUCUUGUCUGGUGUUCUUCUUUCUAAAGAGUAGUUUAACAAAAAACUAUGGAGAUGCUAAGAGGGUGACAUUCUAAGUAUGAAACAAAUAACUUACGGUACAAGAUGCCACGGUCACGAUGUGUUUCAGACUCUUGAUAAGGCAAAAAAGCUUUGUGUUUUAGUGCUGACAUUUAGUUUGGACAAUUGUAUCUAAUUGUAAUUCUCUAGGGUGCCAGAGAUAGGUAUUUCUACUUGAUUUGCUGUCCCAAAUCCUGUGUAAUUACAGCAUCCACACAGUGGGAUCUGCUCCGUGGCUAGUAGGCGUCUAGCCUGCUUUGACUCUGACCGUGGUACUGUACUGGCUGCUCCAGCUAUUGCUCUCUGAGGUUACGAUGCUUCCUGAAGCAUUCAGUCAGUGACCACAGUUAGUGGGAGGGGGCCAGAAGUCAGGGGUUCACAGAGUGCUACAGUGACACUCCCCAACUGUCAGCGAGAGUUGCUGAGUAGCAGAAUGUUGAGUGGCAGGAGAAAUGACUGCCCAAGAAAAGAGGAGUCUUGAAAAUACACUGGUGGGGGAGGCAGCCCCAGAGGGGUCCACGGAGCUAAUGCUGCCAGUUCUUUAGGAGCGCUGGGAUGGGUUUUAAAAGGGGGAAAGAGGGAGUCCUAAUUUUAGAAAGUAGUCUACAGAUUCGUGCUCCCGGAUUCUAGAUAAAGCUGCAUAAAUUUACAAGUCCGCAUAGCUGUACACACCAAAACCAUCAAGAAAAGCAGCUAUUCUUGAGACCUUUCUGCAGCUCAGUCAGAUGUUGUAGGUUAAAAAGGAAGCACAUAUUCAGGAUGCUGCGAAGCUGGGUGAUACACCUGCAGUUCUCACCAGGUAGGACAGGUGCUACUAUUAUGUCAACUUUUCCAUAAGUUACUGGUCUUUUACUUCCAAGUGGAAACUUUUUUUCCUUAAAAUAAAAAUAACUUUUCCUGGAUUUGAGGUGAAUUUUUUUUUUUCCCCAAAAGUUUGGCUUUGCUCUAAUGUGAUAGACAUUGCUGGCAAUGGCCUGGAGUCCUCAAGCUCCAAGCAUGAAGGCAUUUACUUGUUGAACAGUGUCUGGAAAGGGGGGAGAAAGUACUUACUUACCAGUUAAGUCUUGUAAUCAACAAUACAAAACAGGGAUCUAUUCAUUAACACUGUAUCAUUCUCGAUAUAUAAAAGCACUUUGUAUUUAAAACUUUAUUAUAAAUAUAUAUAUAUUGAUUUUUUUAACCUAGAAAAUAGAUAUUACCUCUUGGUUGUUUGCCACAUUAAUAUUCUCUUGGUGUUGAAGCUUCACCAGUUAAUGGUCCUCUCUCUGCAUACAUGACGGGUGUGUGUAGAGAAGGCCGUACAAUCUAAGUUCAACUGCUCCUUCUCAUUUUUUUCAUGUUAGAAGCCAGUGGGUUUUUAGGUAUGAUCCUGGGCGUUGUGUGUGAGGAGAAAGUGUUUUAUUAUUCCUACUAAUUCCAGUACUGAGGCAUUGAGGCCAUUCAGUUCUGCCAAAAGCCCAUCACCCUCUCCCAUGGUAUUAGUCAGUCAUUUUCUGCCUGUUUGGAAGGUUUGAUGUGCUGUCUCCCAUUAAAGAUUGUAUUCAAAUGAGCAUUGGGACAUUUUGGAAGAAGAGUCUGAGAGUUAAAAUAAAAAUGUUCUAGAAAACU